CGGGCGGCAGUUGCGCAGGCGCAGUGAGCGCGGCAGCAUGGCGUCCAGGCCGAAGCGGCGCGCCGUGGGCGGUGGGACCCCGCAGACGCCUGGCGCCCCGGUGCCGUGCCACGAGGAAGAAGAGAACGAGGAGAUGGAGGACCAGGGCGACGACGACGACGAGGACAGCGACGAAGACAGCGACGAGGAAGAGGAUGAAGACGACGAGGCCGUGGGCGAGGAAGUGAAUGUGGAAUUUGAAGCUUAUUCCAUCUCAGACAAGGAUUAUGACGGAAUUAAGAGAUUGCUGCAGCAGCUUUUCCUAAAGGCACCUGUAAACACUGCAGAACUAACGGAGCUCUUAAUCCAGCAGAACCACAUCGGGAGUGUGAUUAAGCAAACGGAUGUUUCAGACGACAGUGACGACGAUGUGGACGAAGAUGAGGUUUUUGGUUUCAUAAGUCUUCUCAAUUUAACUGAACGCAAGGGGACCCAGUGUGCCGAGCAGAUCAAAGCGCUGACUCUGAGCCGCUGUGCGGAGAACUGCGAGAAGAGCGUGGUCGAGCAGCUGGACCAGCUCUUCAAGGACAGCUCGAGGCCCGUGGGCCUGCUCCUGAGCGAGCGGCUCAUCAACGUCCCUGCGCAGGUCGCGCUGCCCAUGCACCGGCAGCUCCAGAAAGAACUGGCGGAGGCACAGAGGACCAACAAGCCGUGUGGGAAGUGUCACUUCUACCUUCUGAUCAGCAAGACGUUUGCGGAAGCAGGAAAAGGCAAUUCCAAAAAGAAAAAGAGCAGCCAAAAGGAAGAUGAGUUAAUGUUUGCAAAUGCAGAGGAAGAAUUUUUCUACGAGCCCUGCCCAGAAGUAAAUCUCCGAGGAGGGGCCUCUCCUGGCACGGCCGCCGCCCCGUAUUCCUCUGGAGACUCCCAGUCAAGACUGGCCGCGCUGCGGAUCCUUUCGGGAAGGAGACGGGGAACGGAAGCGCUGAGGCCAUGCCCCGGCCUCUCCUCUCGGGAAGGCAGUGCUGAGGUUCAGCUACUCCGUCCAGGAGGAGAGCGACUCGCGUCUGGGCGGCAGGUGGUCCUUCGACGACGUCCCGAUGAAGCCCCUGCGCACCGUGAUGCUGGUCCCGUGUGACAGGAUGGGCGAGGUCAUGGCUGCGCUGGAAGAACAUCUGUCCGUCUAGCCGGUUCCCACCCAGAGGGUGUGCUUGUGUUUGUGAAAUCACCAGGAAGCCCAGGGCAGCUUUCCUGAGCAACUCAAGACUUGAUUUACGUUUAGCUUCUCUACACAAAGUAGGGUCCUGUCGCCUGUGUCUGUGACACGUUUACAAAAUAGCGUUUAAAAAUGUUUGGUCAAAUUAUGAAUGGCUGGUUAAAAACCUUCCCCAUAAGAAGAAAAACGUGGAGUAGUAAUUUAAAGAACUCAAUAAAAACUUCUAUAUUUUAUUUUUAAAUAA
Eptesicus fuscus (big brown bat) is the source of this 1436-nucleotide messenger RNA. It is a transcript of the gene BCCIP, whose product is annotated as BRCA2 and CDKN1A interacting protein. The transcript is spliced from 8 exons. The coding region runs from base 38 to 1114 and encodes 358 amino acids. Lineage: Eukaryota; Metazoa; Chordata; Mammalia; Chiroptera; Vespertilionidae. The record is from RefSeq and is a predicted model, not a curated record. Gene Ontology annotation, cellular component: nucleus.